Messenger RNA from Cokeromyces recurvatus, 1004 nucleotides. RefSeq lists its product as uncharacterized. Gene Ontology annotation, molecular function: ubiquitin protein ligase activity. Gene Ontology annotation, cellular component: nucleus. NCBI's taxonomy places the organism in Eukaryota, Fungi, Mucoromycota, Mucoromycetes, Mucorales, Mucoraceae. The coding region runs from base 8 to 943 and encodes 311 amino acids. The transcript has 4 exons. The record is from RefSeq and is a predicted model, not a curated record.
CACAUAGAUGCCUCGACAUUCCAAAAACAAUACAGCUUCUAGUGUAUUUACAUACCAUGAAUCUAAAAGACUUGAAUAUGGAACAAAAAGACAACGUUUAGGACGAGAUUCUUUUCGAAAUUAUGAUGCUUGUUUUCUUUGUCUUCAAACUGCAAGAGAUCCAGUCUGUUGUGGAGAAGGUCAUUUAGCUUGUCGCGAAUGCAUGUAUGAAUCUAUUUUACAACAAAAGCAAACGAUCAAACAAGAGCAAAAACGUUUAGAGCUAAAACAACAAGAGAUGGAAAACAAAAGGCAAGAAGAAGAAAUGGAAGCAAAACGAGUUCUUUUGGAUAAGUUCGAUAAAACACAACAUAGUGUCUUGGGUGAUCGUCGAGUGACGAUUAAAGAUGAACUAAAAGAUGAUGAAAAGAAGGGUCAAAAACGUAAAUUUGAAUUAUCAGAGGAUGAAAUUCGUUCAAUAGCGGAAAAGGACAUUGAAAAGACAGCUCUUGAAUUGAGAAAAGAGAAGGAAGAGGCUGCCAAGCCAAAACUUGGCUCUUUUUGGGUGCCUUCAGUUACUCCUAAUGCUAUGAACAAUCUUACAAUAGAACAACCGACCAAGACACAAGUGACUUGUACUGCAGUCGAAAAGGAGCAUCCUCUCAGUAUUAAAUCAUUGAUAGAUGUCAAAUUUCAAACAGAAGAUACUAAUAAAGACAAGAAAAUAUGUCCUGCCUGUCUAAAGACGUUAACAAAUGCUUCAAAAUUAUCUGUGUUACGUAAUUGUGGUCAUGUUAUUUGUAAUCAUUGUAUCAAAAUGUUUGUUGCUAAAUCGAAAACAUGUUAUGUCUGUGAAAAGAAAACAAAAACUAAGGAUAUUAUUGAUAUGAGUCCAGAAGGUACUGGCUUUGCUAGUGCAAGCACAAAGGCCGUAGCCGAAAAAUUUACUGUAGCUUUCCAAUAACAUAACAUAUUUUUAUUACACAAUUUUAUAUACUUUUUUUUUUCUUUUCUUUUCUUUUCUU